GACCAGACCAGACUGGCCUGGCCUGAUCUUCUGAUGAUGAGAUCACCGGCCCACCUAAUCUUCCGAGGCCAAUCGCGAGCUUUUGUCGACGCCUUGUACUGUGUCGCUUCGUUUGUAGUUCGUGUGUUGCAUGCUUGGCUUGGGACGCACUCUUUGUUUCAGAUGUAUGCUUGCUGUCAGUAUCUUUAGACGUCAUCGAGAUGGUUUCCUCUACGUUGAUUUGCCAAUUCACAGUUGAGGCUGUCAUGGAAGGUUUAGUUUGCUAGCUCAAGAGUGGAUUUGGGAUCUCGUACUGAUAACAAGGUGGUGGUGACGAUGCUG
Aspergillus welwitschiae is the source of this 321-nucleotide messenger RNA. RefSeq lists its product as uncharacterized. The record is from RefSeq and is a predicted model, not a curated record. The coding region runs from base 34 to 189 and encodes 51 amino acids. The transcript has a single exon. Lineage: Eukaryota; Fungi; Ascomycota; Eurotiomycetes; Eurotiales; Aspergillaceae.